Messenger RNA from Lottia gigantea (owl limpet), 1104 nucleotides. RefSeq lists its product as hypothetical. NCBI's taxonomy places the organism in Eukaryota, Metazoa, Mollusca, Gastropoda, Lottiidae. The record is from RefSeq and is a predicted model, not a curated record. The coding region runs from base 84 to 617 and encodes 177 amino acids. The transcript is spliced from 5 exons.
AAAAAUGAAAAUAUAACUAAUUUACUCAUUUUACUCGAUUCUAACAGUGUCUUGAAGGCUUUCGCCAAGAAUUAACUGUCUGAAUGAUGGGGAGAAGGAAAUUCGACAGGACUGUAGUGAAAAAAUGUCCAAUUUGUGGUCAACAAAUACCAGUAGCUUGUAGAUAUUGUAGUUGUGGACAUCAAUUUACAUCUCGAGUCAGAAGUUCAUCUUCAACCUCUUCUAUACCUGAUGAAAGAGAAGCAGACCAGUCAACUAGUCAAACUGAAGAAGGUGAUAAACGAAGACGAACCGUUAGAACGAAAAGAGUAAAACCUGAUUUUUUCAACUCAUUAGAACUAGACUAUUCAUCACGUCAAAUGAAACAUAAAAAGGUGAAAGAGAUUGAAACUAAGAAGAAGGGAAGGGGGAGACCAAAAGGUUCAGUCAAUAAACCAAAGACACCUGAUACCACUAAUCCCCCAACACCAUUGAUUCCAACAGAGCCUGUACCUAAACCACCAGUAGAAGAAGAUGUAUUCAGUGGAGUCUCUUUAGAAAAAUUACGAACUUAUGAUAUUAUUUUAUCAGAAUUAAAUCGUAAGAUGAUGACAACUUCAGCUUUCAAUCCUACAUAAAAUAUAUCUGACAAUUAUCAUGUGGAAUAUGUUCUCUAGGUGAUUAUAUUAGCCUGGUGCUGUAUAUUCUAAUAGAAUUAAACUGUUCUACCUUCAUCACCUCUCAACACAAUAUACAAGUUGUUUUUCUAAAUGAUUGUAUCUAAGAUUCAUGCUGUUAAUGUUAUUUGAAUUAAACUCGAAAUUUCUAGACCUAAUAGUGGACUAUAAUACCAGACACAUUGUGUCCUUAAAGAAUAGAUUAAUAUAUUUUACCUUUGAUACAAUCAGUUAUGCAUCUUUGAUAUCUUCUUCAAAUUUGAGCAAAAUCUUGGCUAAGUAUGCAGUAAGGAUUGUAACCGUAAGGUCUGGAUAUGGAUGGAUAUAUUAACUGGACUCUAAUUAGUUAUAGUUUAAUUGUAUGUGUGUUUUGAUGUUUGUUAAUUAUCUUCAUUGUAUCAUCAUAAUAUGUUUGUAUUUAUUGUAUUAUAAUACAAUUCUUUUAUUU